CUACUUCCUGUAGAAGAAGCUCAGUCAGCUGUCACAAUCCGAGGAGCGAGACGAGGGCUCACAGGCCGAGAGACGCGCACACGCCAAAAUGUCCAGUUUCAACAGCAAGUUUGACGCUUACUCGAUGACUCAACUCAACGAAUUUCUAGAGGACGACGAAAAACUCUCCAAAAUGGUCCAGGAGAUGGACGAGAUGCAGGAGGUGCAGCAGAGCAAGGCGACGACGCUGGUCGGCAACAGAACCCUGGCGGAGCAGAACCUGGCCCUGCAGCCCAGACUGGAUCACAAGAAGGAGGAGCUCACCAAGCGCUACAACGCCCUCCAGGAGGACUUUGAGUCCUACCAGCUCCACAAAUCCACCCUAGAUCACAAGUCUGGAAACAUCUCCCUGGACAUCUUGCUGGCCCUGCUGCAGGCGGAGGGGGCCAAAAUAGAGGAAGAGACGGAGAACAUGGCUGAGUCGUUCCUGGAUGGCGACAUGACCCUGGAGUCCUUUGUCGACGGAUACCAGAGCAACAGGAAGCUGGCCCACUUGAGACGGGUGAAGAUCGAGAAGCUGCAGGAGAUGGUGCUGAACGGCCACCGGCUCCCCCAGGCGUCCGUCCCCAACUCCCGAUCUCAGGAUGUGUCGGCGGGAAGACUCCCCUCCGCCUCCUCCUUCCUCAGCGAGGCCGACGGCUCAUCCCCCGUGGCCCAGCCCAGGAGGAAACCCCCACUCCCGCCGUCGCAGCCGGCGCCGGUUCUAAAUCCCAUUCCUGCUGCCACCGCCCCCCAGCCUCCCCAAGCCUUGUACACGGUGUCGCCGUACCCACCGAUCCCUCCCAGGACUGGCCAGGUCUUCCCCAACGUCCCCACCGGCUACCCAAACCACUUCCUGUCCCAGUACCCGCCCGCUGUGCCUCAGCGGGCCCCGCCCCGCAUGGCCCCGCAGCCCGGCUUCAUCAUGCAGUAGGUAAACAAAGGCAACUGCCGCUGCAAGAGGAGUGUGCGUCGCAGACUAUCCACUACCAGAACUCCACGAGAACAAUAUAUACAUCUUUUUUUUUUUCUACAACUGCGGCCUCUCUUGGAAUACAGCCAAUUGGAAGGCGAGAGGGCGGACCCCGCAUCGGCAGGCCGGGUCGUGUUCGGCUAAUCCGAUAAUCUGUGUGGAUCCGCUAUCACCUCUCGCUCCUGUUAACACUCCCAACAAAGAAACGGACAACGAAUACAAGAAGGUGCGGGAUCGGUCCGGGCGCAGGCUGUCUGAGCUGGGACCACUCUGUCCCCUGCUGGUGCUCACCCAUCUCUCCACACCCCCUUGUUUUAAAAGGGUUCGAUUAGUGAUUUCCAUCCAUGCAUACCUACUCACAGGUAAUUCAAAUGCAAGCAAAGAGACCCUAAUUACUGUGCAGUAAUCCCAAAACGCAUUCAGGUGAAAGCUGCAUCACAGGCUGUGACUUUAAUAUUUAAAAUUCACUUGGUACGUGGAGAUAUUCGGGUGCCGGUGUCUGUUUUACCAUAUACUACUAACGAUUAACUGGUGUAUAGAAAGGAAAGGCUGUGGUUGGCACGUCUCCUCUCUGACAUGCAGACGCUUCCUCUAGAAAGAGAAAGGCCGGAGCUGCCCAGGCCCAAGAUGGCCGACUGACCGGCUCGUCUCGGUGGCGGAAGUUUAAAAAAAGGGAGUCGACUGAGAGGAUGACCUUUUGUGACAAAUGACUGGGCGCCGUUGCCUGAAAUGAAGGAUUUUUUUGUUGUCUUUUCUUGUAUAGCCAUACAGUACACUGGUUUGUUUUUCUGUAGGUUCCCGUUGUAAUGAAACGCCCUUUUUUUGAUACAAUGACUGUUGUCUUAAAUCAUCCUCAAUCGAGAUCUGAAAUCACUGCAAACAUUCUUGUGAGUUUCACACUUGCGCACCAAAGACUCUGUGUUCAACAGUUAUCUUGUUUUUUUUUAUUAUGCAAGUGAAACAUGUUGUGAACUAGUGCAGCAUCGUCCCCGUCGAGCUCAAACACAGUUUUGUAAACACGCAAGGGACAUUUCUCUUCUCGAGGAACUUGCGAGGUCAACCAGGCUUUGGGAGGAACCAUUUUACUUUAUUUUCUCUGGUGUGAUCAAAAAAACAAAAACACACAACCGUCAAGCAACACACAUUUUGUUUCUUGGUUUAUCUCCUCCCAGCCGGUGUCGCUGUGCACUGAUGAAGAGCCACGAGUGCCUACACUUGAAGUGACGUCGAUGGCGUCCGGCUGACGAACCCUGCAGUCUUUCUCUAUGAUCAGCUGUUGGGGUUAGCACGACCCCCCCACCCCUCUCCUCCCCCCACUCCUCCCUCCCACCCGAGCUGUUGGUCCUCUCCUCCUGCUGCUGACUUCCAUUUCCGCCAGAUGGUCGGAAGCCAGCUGACUGGUGGUUGUCGGGACUUCGCUUUCCCAACUAGAAGCAGAGAAACAGCGACGCCAACCCCCCCCUACCCCCCCCCGCAUGUCUUGUCGCUGUUUUUUUUUUUAAUUGCGGGAAUAAAGGCCCUGAAAUGUGUCGGGUCACGUCUCAAAGCAGAGAAUCGGACCGCAGGACAAACGAAGCACACCAGAAGAACAGAUGUCUGAAGCUAAAAACAUCAAGAUUGCGAUUUCUUUUGAUAAAAAAAAAAAAACUAACUAUGGAUAAUUGUGUGCAUGGCCUUUGCUCUUUGUUUUAGUCCAGUCUGAUUCUUUUAUAGUUUUUUCUUUAGCUGUUGAGCUGCUCCCUGUGUUCAAACUGCUCCUCUCUCCAUGGUUCUAUAUGUGGUUGGUAAUGUUUUUAGUGUAAUAUUGUAGUAUUUACUUCAGAUGAAUGUUUCAGUGGAAUUUAAUGCUAUUUUCCAGUUCAAUAAAUCUCAGAUUUUUGUAUCUGCUUUGA
Molecule: messenger RNA, 2883 nt
Organism: Gasterosteus aculeatus aculeatus (three-spined stickleback)
Lineage: Eukaryota; Metazoa; Chordata; Actinopteri; Perciformes; Gasterosteidae
Gene: vps37ba
Product: VPS37B subunit of ESCRT-I a
Biological process (GO): protein targeting to vacuole; protein targeting to membrane; ubiquitin-dependent protein catabolic process via the multivesicular body sorting pathway
Cellular component (GO): ESCRT I complex
Source: RefSeq, a predicted model, not a curated record